AUUUAUCUCUCCAUACAUCUACAAUGCUCGCAGCCAUACGCAGCGCUCUGUCCACUCGUCCAGACCCAGCGGAGUAUCAACCAGUCAUCCCUUCCGCUGCAGCCAAUGCAGAUCCUACAGAUCCAGCCACUCUCGACCACAUCGACCGCCAGCUCGGCCACGGCGCAGCCAGAGAGGUCGUGGAGUACGAGAGCGUCAAGGUCUAUUUUUGCUUUUGGGUCCUUGGUGCUGGUGUUCUCAUGAGCUGGAAUGCCCUCAUUUGUACAUUCCCUCUACUUAUAUCGUACCUUCCUCCAGACUCGAGCCUACGUAGAAACCUCGCGAGUAUACUAUCCACCGUAUACUGCUUCGGAAACCUCUUCUUCCUUGGUAUGGCCCAGCGCCAUGUCGGCAAGGUAUCACCAGCAAAGCGACUCCAUUCUUCUCUUGUAAUCCUCCUUGUGACGGCCCUGCUCACCACCUAUCCCGCCUUGCCCUUUCUCUUCCCAAGGUUAUCCUCUUCACUCCUUUUCUCGGCCCUCGUCUUCAUAUCACUCGUCCUUUCAUUCUCUACAGCCUACCUCCAAUCAUCCGUCUUUGCGCUCUCUUCCCUGUGGGGCUCGGAACAGACCCUCGGCGUCAUGUCGGGACAAGGUGGCAUCGCCGUCCUCGUAUCCGGCGUCCAGUUUGCUUUGGCUUUUGUCUCCGCGAUAGCUAAAAGUGAUAAUGGACAAGAUGAUGAGGGAGAAGAAGCGAGUAAACUCGCAGGUGUAGGUCUGUGGGCAGCGUGCUCACUGGGCGUGGUCGGAUGUUUCAUGGCGAGCAGAUACCUCAAGAGACAUCCUAAAUACCUUGAUGUGGUAGCCCCUAAAUUUGCUGCUAGUGAGCUUAAUAAUGUGGAAGGUAAUAAACGUGAGAACGGAACGACAAGGAAAUUGUUCAAGAAGAACUGGGAGCUCAACUUGGCUGUUGCUUUUGUCUUUGUCGUUACUCUGUCUGUCUUCCCGGCAAUCACCACUAGGAUUCUUUCGACACAUCAGCCUACACCUAGGCUGUUGCAGCCGGAUGUAUUCAUGCCCCUUCAUUUCGUCAUUUUCAACAUCGGGGACUAUAUUGGCCGAACAUACCUCCCCUCAUACUCUGCACUCCUCUUCACUUCACCUCGACGUAUCCUCCUCCUGUCUCUCGGACGCAUCUUCUUCAUCCCCAUCUUCUUCGCUUGCAACGUUACCCCUCGAGAGGUUAAUAAUACCCCAUUCAUCGAUUCUGACAUUUUAUACUUCCUGAUCAUUCUUUUGUUCUCCAUGACCAACGGGUACCUUGGGUCACUCUGCAUGAUCGUAUCAUCAUCACCAAACCUCAACCAUCGUAUCAAAGAGGACGAAAGAGAUGUCGCUGCGACGCUCGCUUCGUUUUGCCUUGUAGCAGGUCUCGCUGGGGGUAGUUUGGCCAGCUUUGCUGUAGCGUCAGCUGUGAAUAGAGGGUUGUAAUAAGUUGUAAUGACGUAGGAUUUAGAGUAUG
Messenger RNA from Cryptococcus deneoformans JEC21, 1500 nucleotides. RefSeq names its product nucleoside transporter, putative. The record is from RefSeq and is a predicted model, not a curated record. The coding region runs from base 24 to 1469 and encodes 481 amino acids. Gene Ontology annotation, molecular function: nucleobase transmembrane transporter activity; nicotinamide riboside transmembrane transporter activity. Gene Ontology annotation, cellular component: plasma membrane; fungal-type vacuole membrane. NCBI's taxonomy places the organism in Eukaryota, Fungi, Basidiomycota, Tremellomycetes, Tremellales, Cryptococcaceae. The transcript has 6 exons. Gene Ontology annotation, biological process: nucleoside transmembrane transport.